Mercenaria mercenaria is the source of this 2590-nucleotide messenger RNA. Its product is annotated as protein O-linked-mannose beta-1,4-N-acetylglucosaminyltransferase 2-like. NCBI's taxonomy places the organism in Eukaryota, Metazoa, Mollusca, Bivalvia, Venerida, Veneridae. Gene Ontology annotation, molecular function: protein O-acetylglucosaminyltransferase activity. Bases 262 to 2199 code for a protein of 645 amino acids. Gene Ontology annotation, cellular component: endoplasmic reticulum. The record is from RefSeq and is a predicted model, not a curated record. The transcript is spliced from 3 exons. Gene Ontology annotation, biological process: protein O-linked glycosylation via mannose.
ACGUGAUCAAGAGAACACUCUUCACAAUGAAGAUAAAUGUCAAAAUUUUACACACUCAUGUAUUUCUAAAUUUAAUGUAACAUUUAAAUGAAUUUUAUAUAUAGAUAUAGUCUCUGAAAUGUACACGUUCUGUUGACUAGUUUUAAAUGAUGAAUGCAAGAUAAGGUAGAGGAUAGACGGCCUUGAACUUCAACCGUUCACCUGAAGUUGAACCGGGUUAUCGAUAGUGCUUGUACAGUUGUAUCUCCAAAGUGUACAAAGAUGCCAUCACUUCACAUGUUAGGUCACAUGGUUGCCAUGGCAGUGAUUGCUACUCUGGUGAAACAGAUCAUGGAACUAAAUGCUGAAGUAAAUAAACUAAAGGGUCAACUUGGUGAGAUGAGGGACACUCUUGGAUGUGCCGAGCAUGUCAGAGAAUGUGAUGAGAACAAUAAAAAUACUUCUGAUACUUCUGAAGAUGCUCAUAAUACUGAAAAUGAAGAUGAACUGUCUGAUAAAACUGGAAAAGAAAGUAGGAAAAAUGAUUCAGUGGAAAGAGGGGAAGUAGCAAAGAGUAUUCCUGUAGCUGGUCAGGAUUAUGUAGAACUUGGUUCUGUGUAUUCUUCUGUUUGGUGUCAUGAUGGUAUUAAUCAAGUGUGCCAGUUUGAAAACAUUUGUUACAACUCAAAAGCUGAAGAGUUUGCCUUGUUUAAACAUAAAUCAAGCACAUUUGAAAAUGUUAAAAUAGAACAUGGUUCUAUUACAAUGGACUUAUCUUCAGUUAAAAAUCAUAAUGCUAUGGAUAUGUCAGUUAUUAGUCUACCAAGUGAUGCUUUCUCAAGAUUUAAAACUAAGUGGAUAAAUGAAACAACACUGGUUUUCAAACCCUUUUUAUCUGGCAACCUUAUGCAUAUGUUCCACGAUGACAUCAUCCCAUUACAUCAUACAUUAAAACUAAUAACAAUGGGUGAUAUGCAACAAGAGGAAAAACAUCCAUUUGAAGUUCAGCUGUUCAUUUUUGAUGAUGAAUUCAAUGUUGAUGAUGAAAUUAAACAGUUUUAUGAAGUUUUUUCAAGAUUUAAAAUCAAGUCAAAGACAGACUUCCAAGAUGAAGAUGGGCUGAUAUGUUUUAGGUCAAUUUUCAUUGGCCUGUCAAAAACAACAACGUGGUAUGAUUAUGGCUUUUCAAAUCCUCAGGGACCUUUAUCAGACUCCAAAGUUGACAGUUCACACAUAAAUAGUGCAGUUUCAUAUCUCAGGCAGCAUUUACCCCUUGCAUCAGAUAAUUACAAUUCUCAGGAAUAUGUUGUGAUGUUCACAAGGAAGGAGAACAGAAAAAUUAUGAAUGAUUUAGAGUUGACGUUAAAAAUUUUGAGGACGGUUGGGAUGAAAGUCAUGAAUCUUAACUUUGAAUCAUAUUCCGUAUCGGAGCUCAUUUCUUACACAAGCAAGUCAAAAGGUGUAAUAGCUAUGCAUGGAUCAUUGUUAAUCUUAAGUAUGUUUUUAAAACCAGGUUCUUUUGUCAUGGAACUUUUCCCAUAUGCUGUGAAUCCUUCAAAUUACACUCCUUACAAGACACUUUCACAGCUGAAAGGAAUGGGUUUGAUUUACAAGUCAUGGACCAAUCAUAUUAAAGAAAACUCUAUCGGGCAUCCUGAUUGGCCGCCUGAGUCAGGUGGAUUAAAUCAUUUAGAAGAGGAUGAAAGGGAGAUAAUUUUACAGCAAACAGAAGUUCUGCCACAUCUAUGUUGUGAUGAUCCUUCUUGGUUGUAUCAUAUUUAUCAAGAUACAUUUGUCAAUACCAGUGAGAUUUCAACUUUGGUAAAAGAGGCUUUAUCAGAAAGUCGGUCAAAAUCUGAAGCAGAGAACAAUACAGGGUUAACUUUGCAUCCAUCGAGAGUCCAGAAUGUAUCUUGUAAUAUUUCACAUACCGAUACCUCAGGAAAACGCACUCAGGGAGGAAUGGUGACAGAUCCCUUAAAAUUGAAAUGGAAUAUACCAUGGACAACAUUUUACAUGGAACUUGAAAGUUUACAUUAUGAAAUAUUGUUACAAAAUUUGAAUACAGACAGUAUUUUGUCCUUUAAGUCAAGAAUUAACAAAUUAGCUGUAGAAGCCGACUGCUCAGGGCAGUGUUACGUUUGGGUGAGAGCUGUGAUAAAUAAUAAUUAUACAGGUCCUUAUAGUAAAGCUACAUUCUGCCAUAAUGAUCUCACAUAAAAUUUGAAAUGUACUGGUUCUAAAAUAAAUUCUUGUUAAAGGGUAAGGAAAGCCAGAAAACAAGUUAAUUCUAUAUGAAAGCCAUCAUUAAGCCAUUCAUAACGCUGAAAGAAUUUUUAAAAUCGGACCUCUGUUGAAAAAGGUAUGGCAGUUUGAAAUUUAAGAAAAUAGCUGAUCAUGGAGGCAGCCAUUUUAGUGUGUUUAUGACGUCAUUUACACACUGCUGAAUACUUUAUUUUAGCAAAUAACCUUUUAUUGGAUUAAUUUUCAUAUGUUUCUUGAGUGUAAGGUGUAAGACAUCACUUCUUUCAUUAUAGCUGGAAAAAGUUGAGAAAUUAUUUUACAGAAAUAAGUAAAUACAGUUCAGAUGUGUAUAUAAAAAUUUAAUUAA